This is a messenger RNA of Symbiodinium sp. CCMP2592, 291 nucleotides long. NCBI's taxonomy places the organism in Eukaryota, Dinophyceae, Suessiales, Symbiodiniaceae. The record is from the annotation of a GenBank genome assembly.
AUGGUGCUCCUCUUCCUUCCUCGUGCUGGAGUUGCUGGUGAUGGUAGUGAUGGUGAUGAAGGUGGAGGUGGUGGUGGUGGUGGUGGUGGUCGUGCGGCUGCUGCUGCUGCUGCUGCGGAGAAGCGGCGCCAUGACGAGGGCUCGGAAGACUUUUCCAGCAUUGAGGACGAGGAACAGUACCAGGACCUCAUCCGCCUCUUCCCCAGAAGCGAGCUCCUGGGUUCGUUCUUCGCGAUCCCGCUGGGGUUCUACGACCCGGACCGAGCCCGUUGGCUGGUUGCGCAUUUCUAG